Prunus armeniaca (apricot) is the source of this 150-nucleotide messenger RNA. The record is from the annotation of a GenBank genome assembly. NCBI's taxonomy places the organism in Eukaryota, Viridiplantae, Streptophyta, Magnoliopsida, Rosales, Rosaceae.
AUGCCUUCUGGAAAAUCAACAGGUGGGGCUGUUCCAGCCUUGGCCCAACUUGCUUCUUCCUCGUAUCGUGCAGUGGCCUCAUCGUCCUCGUUGCCUCCAACAUCUGAAGACGAGAAGAUUCACAAGUCCAGAACUUCCUCUACUCUGUAA